AGACGUCUAUCGCCCUUGUACUAUUCUCCCACCACGUCUUAGCAAAAUGGGAUCGAGAGAUUUGCUAACACCGGUGCUGGGUUUGCUUUUAAUUGUGAAUUAUGUGACUGCUAUCCAAUGGGACUACUAUUUUGGUAAAAAGGAGAGUAACUCUUUUCAAUGUUAUGAAAAGGAGGGCACUAUUCAAAUAUUCUCAUAUCGAAAUUUCUAUCAGAUUCCCGAGCCGCAAGAUGCAGAGAUUUCAUACGUCAGAGUAACGGUGUGGGCACUCAGCCCGCCGAAAGUCGAUUACGAUUGGGAUACUCAAACCGUUUCUAUCAUUUACUCCUUCAUGCAAAUAACAUACAGCACAUUCAAAAUUCAUGCCGAAGCUCUUCCCAUUCUACCUUCCGAUAAAACGGUUCAGGGAGGUGAAUCCUCUCAGAGCCAUGAAGUAAAGAGUUAACGAGGUUAAAAUGUAUUUCAUCUCAUCAGUUUCAUUUAUUGAUGUGCUGACGGAAAGUUUCCAAAAUUCAGAAAUUUUUACAUAAAUAGGAAAAACUUCGGAAACUUUCCAUACUUUUUAUGGACAAUUGUAUGGAUGGAAUCUUUCCAUUUCAUAUAUUUAAAUUACCUUUAGUUUUCGUGAAAUUUUCGUGAAUUUUUCAAGAAACUUACCUAUGAUUUUUUUUUGGAAAGUUUCCGCAACUUGCACAUCACUUAGUUUCAUCAUCUACCUAUCAGCCUUUUAUACGGUAAACCAAUUUGAACCAUAGGCCACUCUAGAACCAUGUCUUAUUGACACCGUGCAUUAUAGGCCAUAGAAGUUACUUUUGACGUAGACUGUGAAAAAAAGGUUCUACUUCUACGUGGUCUAGGAUUUAAGGGUCCC
This is a messenger RNA of Leguminivora glycinivorella, 871 nucleotides long. RefSeq lists its product as uncharacterized. NCBI's taxonomy places the organism in Eukaryota, Metazoa, Arthropoda, Insecta, Lepidoptera, Tortricidae. The coding region runs from base 47 to 445 and encodes 132 amino acids. The record is from RefSeq and is a predicted model, not a curated record. The transcript has 4 exons.